GGAGGGAAAAGAAAAAAAAUUAAAGCAUUAAUCUUUGUCGCCGUUGUUUUCAAUUCCCAACACCAACCUCCGAUUCCGAUUCUUCUCUUUAUUCUGACUCUGCUUAGUGGCGGCAGUGAAAUCGAUCAAAGGUUCCGUCUUUGCCGUGAUUUUCAGAUUACGAUUCAGAUUAGUCCUUGUAAGAUUGAUUGGAUGUGAGGAGAAACUGAACUCCCUAGUUCUGCUGCAUUUUAUGUUGUUUUUAGUGCUUAAAUGGCUGAAGAGAUUGUAUCCAGAACUGGGUCUGAUAGCAAUGAUAGGGCCUGUGAGUCGAGUAGUGCUAGAUUGUUGCGCGAUGUUGAGGACAUAAGCAGAGCCCUUUACUUGCAUAAACCCCCACCGAAGGCUUUGAUUUCUGCAUCCCAUGUCCGAUCCAAAUAUGCUGACAAAAGCCGUUUCCCUGAAUCAAAAUCAAACCAAAGCCAGGGAGACCUUGGAAAUAUGAAACACAAGCACAAGAAGUCAUCUUUAUUGUGGAAUUGGAAGAAGCCCUUGAAAGCUUUAACCCAUAUCGGGCAUAUUUGCUAUGAUAUUUGUUUCUUUCUCCAUGUGCAUUCCAUAGAAGGGUUGCCUGUGAACUUUAACCACUUAAGUUUGUGUAUGCAAUGGAAGAGGAAGAACCAGGUGUCAUGUACCCGUGCAUCAAAGGUUUUGGAUGGGGUUGCAGAAUUUGAAGAGACUUUAAAACAUAGAUGUUUUGUUUAUGGUAGUAGAAGUGGAUCCCAGAACUCAGCAAAGUAUGAGGAGAAGCUUUUCCUGAUUUAUGGUUCUGUAGUUGGAGCUCCUGGUCUUGAUAUAGGGAAGCACUGGGUUGAUCUCACGAGGUUGUUGCCACUUUCUUUUGAGGAGCUAGAAGGGGAUAAUAGCUCAGGUAAGUGGACAACAAGCUUCAAGCUUGCUGGCAAGGCUAAGGGUGCUACUCUAAAUGUUAGUUUUGGUUUCUUCCUAGCCAAGGACAAUCUACUUGAAUCAAGAGACAAACUGGAUGGGCCAAGUCAAGUGAAACACAGUGGAGGUCUAAGUAAUGACGAUGGUAUGUUUCACCAUAUUGGGAGUAUUUCAAGUAACUUAAAUCUACGGUCUCUGCUUUCAUCUCCAUCAGUUGACAUAAACCUUACUAAUGACGUUUUGCCACAUCUGGGGAUGGAGCUCUCAAACUCAAUAAGUUUUCUAUAUCAGAAACUCAAUGAAGGUAACUUGCAUGGCUCACCAAGGUUAGAUAAAUCAUCUGAGUAUGCAGAGCAACCAAACACUAUUUCUGAUGAUAACUUUGAGUUGGACAAAGGUACAAAUGAAUGUGGAGACACUGAGUUUUCUGUCACUGAGCAGUGGGUAGAAAUGUGUCAGAAAGAUCAAUUUCAAUUGGAAGAAAAUGCUAUUGACACUGUUGAUGGCUCUAUUAUUGAAACUAUAAACGUGGAUGAAAUCCUUAAAGACUGUGAGGCAGAAGUUGAUGAGGAGUCCAAACAGGGUUCAGAGGUAGACCACUGCAGCAGUUACCUAGAGGAGAGUAGCACUUGUUCCAACCUUUCAACUGUGGAAGUGGUGGAUUCAUCUUUCCAUAACCUCUUGAUUUCAGAAUUGACUGAUUUGGAAUCUCCACCAGCUCUAAGUGACUUUCUUGUGCAAGAAGAGUACAUGGAGGUUAAGUCAAAUUAUAAGGCUGGCAAAGUGCCAAAGAAAUUGCUAAGCUUGGAUGACAUUGCUGAAUCUGUAGCUACUGAUUUCUUAAAUAUGCUAGAAAUUGAACGUGGUCAAUUUGGCCCAGCUUGUGGAAGUGCUCCAGAGUCUCCUAGAGAACGCCUGUUGAGAGAGUUUGAAAAUGAUGCCCUAGCUUCUGGAAACUUCAUUCUUGAUUCUGAUGCAGUGGGAGAGGAGCUCAGUACCAUGACACCUUCCUGCUCUGCAGAUGAUAUUUCUGAAGAUUCCAUUUUCUCUUCAGUUAUUUCAGACAUUGAGCAGCAUAAGAUGGAGAGACAACUACUGAAGGAUAGAAGGAAGGUCAAAAUGCUAGAAGACUUGGAAACUGAAGCUCUGAUGCUUGAGUGGGGGUUAGAUGAGAAGGCAUUUCAGAGUUCUCCACGCAUUUGCUCUGAUGGGUUUGGAAGCCCAAUUGAGCUCCCUUCAGAGGAGUCAGUUGAAUUGCCUCCACUUGGAGAUGGUGUUGGACAUUUAAUUCAGAUCAAGAGUGGAGGUUAUCUGCGGUCCAUGAAUCCUUUACUAUUUAGAAAUUGUAAAAAUGUUGGGCACUUAAUCAUACAAGUAUCUAGACCAGUUCUAUUUCCUGCAAGAUUGGGUUCCAAUAUUAUGGAGUUAGUGCAGAACUUGGCGUCCCUUGGAAUUGAGAAUCUUUCCUUGCAGGUGAAUACGUUAAUGCCUUUGGAGGAUAUUACUGGGAAGACGAUACAACAAGUAGCUCAGGAAGUUGAACCUACAGCAAUGGUGCCUGAGAGGCAGAGGCAGGUUAAGAUGCAGUGUGAAUCAUUGUUUGAGCUGGAUUCAUUUGCUGAGAGAAAGGAAGUUGAAGGAUUUCAAUUUGAUUGGGAAUAUGAUCAUCUGAACUCUGACAUGAUAGGAGGUGAUUAUGUGCCUCUAGGAAAUCUUGCUCCACUGACAUUAAGCCAGAUUGAAGCCCUUGCAAUAGAGGGUUUGAAAAUUCAGUCAGGCAUGUCAGAUGUGGAUGCACCCUCAAGCGUAAGUACCUCAUCUGCUGGAAAGGUGUCAGGUUUUGCAGGGAAGGCUUCAAAUUGUGGUGAAUUCCUUUGUUCAGAGCCAGCUUCAGGUUUAUCAUUUCCAGAUGCAGACGAUACCACCUUUAGCGUUGAUAGAUUAAUGGGUCUCUCCAUACCAUUGGACGAGUGGUUAAAGCUGGAUGCUGGAAUUAUCGCUGAUGAAGAUCAAAUUAGUGAGCACAUGAUUCAGAUUCUUGCAGCUCAUAAUUCCAAGGGCAUAGAUUUGGUUAGUGGAACUUUGACAAAACACAAGAAAUGUGGUAAAGCAUCUGUUAAACUCCAUGGCUUGUUGGGCGAUAACAUCACAGUAGCUUUGAGGGUAUUGUUGAGAGAUCCCCUUCGAAACUAUGAACCAGUAGGAAAUUCAAUGCUUGCUCUGAUUCAAUUGGAGAGAGCUUCUGUUGCUAUAGAGCAAGAACAAGACUGGGAGGAGAAAGAUGAUUCAGUAGUCAGUCAGGAGAAAGAACAAGGCUCUCCUUUGUUUAAAAUCAUCAAGGUCAAUCUUGCAGGUCUAGAUACCAAGCCUGACAAAAAGCUGCUUUGGGGUACAAGAACACAACAGCAAUCUGGGACUCGCUGGUUGCUUGCUAGUGGCAUGGCUAAGUCCAAGAAGCAGUCAUUUACAAUGUCGAGUGCCAUUGUGGGAUCAAACCCUUCCGUGAUUAGAAAGUUGCAAGAUAGGGAUGUCCUGUGGAGUCUAACUUACAAUAUCCACAAUUCAAGAACUAACUGGAUUCGAAACCCUAACGUGAUCUUUCCAAAUGAAAGUGUCAGUGUGUCUUAGCCUGCUGGUUUUUACUCUCUAAAGGUAGCAUUUGCAUAUAAUUUACUUUCCAUUUAUAUGGUGAAUAUAGUGCAUUUAAUACCUUUUGUUGUACUACUUUAAUUUACUGCUAGUAUAGAAAUGGGAAGAGUGUACACUGUACAGCCCAUUAGGAGUUGAUUUUGCGAUUGUAUGUUUCUUUUAUCUGUAAUCAAUUUAAAUUGAAUUAAUAAAAGGUUAUAGCUGAUGUUUAAGUUAGCUUAUUUUUCUCCAAGAAAGCACGUUCCUUCUCAAGUUGGAUAAUUGUGCUGCUACACCAAAAGAAAUCAGCUAAAAAUUG
Molecule: messenger RNA, 3874 nt
Organism: Rubroshorea leprosula
Lineage: Eukaryota; Viridiplantae; Streptophyta; Magnoliopsida; Malvales; Dipterocarpaceae
Source: the annotation of a GenBank genome assembly